AUGGCCACCCAAACCGAAACCAUCUCUCCCACUGCCUCUCGCACCGUGCCCGCCCUCAUCCGACGAGGCUCCUCUUCUCACUCGACGCAGAAGAAGCCAUGGCAACACUCGGGCCGGCCGUCCUUUCAUUCGACUCAUUCGCGACCUGACCCAGACGAAAUUCAACGCCUCUCGCAGCACAUCUCGCGUCAGACGACCAGAUCCUCCCAUCGCCGCACCCCAAAAUGGUACAAGAUUCGUUGGUUCCAGGGCAUGUUUGACGAUAUCAAGAGACGGGCUCCCUACUAUUGGAGCGAUUGGAAGGAUGCUUGGGAUUAUAGAGUCAUCCCCGCCACGGUUUAUAUGUACUUUGCCAAUAUCCUCCCAGCAUUGGCCUUCUCGCUCGACAUGUUCACCAAAACCCACAACUCGUACGGCGUCAACGAAGUCCUGCUGGCCUCGGUGCUAGGCUGUGUGGUCUUCUCCGUCUUCGCGGCUCAACCACUCGUCAUCGUCGGUGUCACAGGGCCCAUCACGGUCUUCUCCUACACGGUCUACGAUAUCGUCGUGCCCCGAGGAACAAAUUACUUCUCCUUCAUGGCCUGGAUCGGCAUCUGGGCACUCCUCAUGCAUUGGAUCCUCGCCAUCACCAAUAGUUGCAACGCCCUGACUUACGUCACGCGCUUCAGCUGUGAUACUUUUGGCUUCUACGUCGCUUUCAUCUAUCUGCAGAAGGGGAUCCAGGUCUUGACCAGACAGUGGGGCCUGGCCGGUGCCGAGAGUGCCUAUCUCUCCAUCAUGGUGAGCUUGUUGGUGUUGGGCUUCGCCUAUGGCUGUGGCGUGCUUGGUGAAAGCAACUUGCUACAGCGACAUGUGAGGAAGUUUAUCGAAGACUACGGAACACCUUUGACUAUUGUCUUCUUCACCGGUUUCGUUCAUAUUGGCCACAUGAAAGAUGUGCACGUCGAAACCUUGCCGACCAGCAAGGCUUUCUUUCCCACUGCUGAUCGAGGGUGGUUCGUGCAUUUCUGGGAUAUCGACGUUGGAGAUGUCUUCCUUGCCAUUCCUUUCGCGGUCUUGUUGACGGUCUUGUUCUGGUUCGAUCAUAAUGUCUCCUCGCUUAUCGCCCAAGGCACGGAAUUUCCCCUGCGCAAACCUCCUGGUUUUCACUGGGAUAUCUUUCUUCUUGGCCUGACCACGGGCAUCGCGGGGCUCUUGGGAAUUCCUUUCCCGAACGGCCUCAUUCCCCAAGCGCCUUUCCACACCAACUCUCUCUGCGUGACACGCCAAGUGGUUGACGAGAAAGCACGAGGACACAUCGUCCGCGUCACGGACCAUGUCGUCGAACAGCGUUUCAGCAAUCUCGCGCAAGGUCUUUUGUUCCUGGUCACCAUGACGGGACCACUCCUGGUGGUUUUGCAUCUAAUCCCGCAGGGCGUGCUGGCCGGCUUGUUCUUCGUCAUGGGUGCCCAAGCCCUCGUGGGAAAUGGAAUCACCCAGAAAAUGCUCUUCCUGGCCCGUGACCAGGAAUUGACCGAUGCAAGUGAUCCACUGGCACGAAUCGAGCGGCGCCUCGCAAUCUGGGUAUUUGUGGCCCUGGAAUUGAUCGGCUUUGGCGCUACCUUCGCCAUCUCUCAGACCAUCGCGGCUAUUGGUUUCCCUGUGAUCAUCCUCUUGCUCAUCCCUCUACGUACAUGGGUGAUGCCGAAGUGGUUCCGGGACGAAGAGCUGAAGGCUCUGGACGCACCGACUGCAGGGGCAUUUGUCAUGGAAUCUGUCGGUGGCGCGUAUGGAGAGAGCGAGCCGAGUUCCCCGGACCUCACGGCGCCGAAUGAGAAUGACGACACCGUUGCCGUUGAUGACAGUUUGGAGAGAGGCGAAAGUUAUGAGUUGGAGAGUGCAGUAGCGGCUGGAAAGAGCGAUGGUGUCAUCGCCGUCAGUGCAGGCGGGAGUGGCACUGCCUCUGCGCCUGUCAGGAGGAGGACGAGUCACAGCGAGAUGCAGAAGCCCGAAGUGGGCAUGAGAAGAAGGAGUCGUAGCUCGAUGAAUAGACGGGGAUAA
This is a messenger RNA of Rhinocladiella mackenziei CBS 650.93, 2040 nucleotides long. RefSeq lists its product as uncharacterized. Gene Ontology annotation, biological process: monoatomic anion transport; transmembrane transport; borate transport. Gene Ontology annotation, molecular function: solute:inorganic anion antiporter activity; borate efflux transmembrane transporter activity. Bases 1 to 2040 code for a protein of 679 amino acids. The record is from RefSeq and is a predicted model, not a curated record. Lineage: Eukaryota; Fungi; Ascomycota; Eurotiomycetes; Chaetothyriales; Herpotrichiellaceae. The transcript is spliced from 3 exons. Gene Ontology annotation, cellular component: plasma membrane; fungal-type vacuole.